Eucalyptus grandis is the source of this 1595-nucleotide messenger RNA. RefSeq lists its product as uncharacterized. The transcript is spliced from 2 exons. The coding region runs from base 220 to 1161 and encodes 313 amino acids. The record is from RefSeq and is a predicted model, not a curated record. Lineage: Eukaryota; Viridiplantae; Streptophyta; Magnoliopsida; Myrtales; Myrtaceae.
UCUCUUCCCCCUCUUUCUCCCUGUUUCCUCCGAUGAUUCUCUCAGGUUGAGCCUUUUCCUUAUCACGGGAAUCGACUUGCCAAAAUCGAGCCGUGAGGAGGCGAGGCUUUCGAAGUAGCUGGGAAGAGUGGAGAGCCCAUUCGAUAACGAGAUACUGGAGUUGAUCGCCAGUGAAGUCGCUGCUCCGGUGCGGGUCUGUCCAAACGGUGCCGUUCAUUUAUGGAGUUCUUCGAAAAGUGGUUCCUCGGUUUCUUCCGCGAGGAUCGCCUGACCGUCCGCAAUUUCAAUCCGUAUACUCCGAGGGGCCUGGACGAGAUACAGUAUCCUCGCCAGUGGCGAAAUGUCAGGUUCGUAGGGUCUCGCGCUUCCACCCUUUGUAUUGCUAAUGUGGCCGAUGGUGAGGUAGCUAUAUGGGAGCCGCUCUCUGGUCGUCAUAGCAUCUUGCCACCUGCUGAGAUACCCCAUGGAUGGGGUCUCUCUGUUUAUGGCUUUGGAUAUAACGGUAAGCAUGACCGUAAUGAUGAUGAUGAUCAAGAUAAGUUUGUGUUGUUGAGGGUGGAUCAGACCCUACGAAGUCCGAUAGUUUCUCAGGUUAGCAUUUAUAGACAAGCAGAUAGCACUAUACAAACAACUAACACGUGGACGCGGCUUCAGGCGAUGCCAUACUAUCUGAAUGAGCCGGCCAGAAUGGGGGUAUUCGAUGGCAGCCGUCUGUACUGGUUAAUGAGACGCUACCCAGUGCGAAAUUCGGAGAAAGUGUUGGUGGGUUUUAAUAUUUAUACUGAGAGUUUUAUGGAGGAGGACCUGCCUAAUGCUAUUGACAAUAGACUUCGCAUGGAUUUGGCUGCCUUUGAAGAUCGGCUUUGGCUUACCGUUUAUGGUGAGGUAGGGGUUGUCGAUGUGUGGAUUAGGACACAAUCUAGUUCGGAGCGACCAUGGGAGCGGCUGUUCUCGCUACGUGACCACUGGUGGGGUUUGCGACCUAUCCAGCCAGUGGAUAUCUCCCGCAGCAUCGUUGGUCCUCGAAUUUUGAUGGAAGUGGGCGGUCCGACUAAGAUUCUCAGUUUGUACAAUUUAAUUACCAACAAAGUCGAGCAAUUCGAAUUACUCGACAUGCCAAGGUACUUUGACAAAGCAAUUCCUUUAUGGUUGCAGGGUUGACCGAAUUGCCAAGAUGAAGGGGUACGACAACCUUCCAGACUAUUUCCAGCUACUCUCUGAGCUAAUGGAGUCGUGUAAGUGGUUUGCGGAACAAACUUCAUCGAGCAUGAUAUUUUGCAAAUAGGACUUUAAUUAGGAAAAUACAGCUCCAUUUGGGCUGUCUAUUUGAGGAGGGAGGCGGACAGUUAUUGUACCUAAUUAGUGAAAUUUUGCAUUGGAUAGUGUUUUCCUUCUCUUGAUGAACCAUCUUAUGAUGGCACAUGCUGUCUUGUCCCAUUGGUAUGACAUGCAAUGGAGGAAUGAAACGGGAGCGAAAGUUUUAGAUAUCUAGUGUGAAGGAGAUCUUGAAGGAUUCUAUAGCGAGUUUCCCUGACAUUUGCAUAAUUUGACAUAUAUGAGGUGCUUUAUAAAGUUUAUUUGGAUAUUGUUGUGUU